CCAGAAGAAAUUUUUAUAAUUUCUCUGGGGAUAAGCGAUUUCUACAGCCAUAUAUAUAUAUUACAUAUAAUCAUUCAAUUUCAGAGAAAGAGAGCUCGAUCGGUUCAUUUUCCCCUCUGCCCAACAAAAAAAAAAACCCCAGAGAAAAUGAAUCGCAAAACCGCCAGAAAACCUCUCCCUCCGGUAUCGAUCCCCUCGCCGCCGGCGACGGAUGCCGACGAGCCCCUGACUCCCGCCGGCCGGAUGUUCCUCCAGCCGGAGCUCGACACCGUAAUCCACUGCGCUAUCGGGGUACGAAACCCCCUCGACGUCGACGCCAUCAAGGAAAUCAUCAAAAACUCGCUCCUAUUGAAGCACCCGCGGUUCUCCAGCAUCCUCGUGCGGGACGAGCACGGCCGCGAGCGGUGGCGGAGAACGAAGGUCGAAAUCGACCGCCACGUCUUCGCCGUCGACGCGGCGGCGGGAGAUGCCGACGACGGCGGCGGCGGGUGUGCGGAGAGGAAGGUGAACGACUACAUCGCCGAUUUAUCGGCGGGCCAGCCGCUGAGAUCCGACAAGCCGCUGUGGGAAAUCCACCUGCUGACGGAGGAGCGGUGCGCCGUGCUCCGGAUCCACCACGCGCUCGGCGACGGCAUCUCGCUGAUGUCGAUGCUUCUCGCCGACUGCCGGAAGUCGGGGAAUCCGGACGCGAUCCCCAGUCUCCCGGCGUCGGAAGCUGGCCGCCGGCGGCGGCGGCGGUCGUGGGCUGCGGCGGCGGCGGAGUUGGUGAUGAUGGUGGUUUACAGUCUGGUGUACUGCUUGGAGUUCACGCUGAGGGUGCUCUGCGUCGGGGAUCGGAGGACCGGGAUCAGCGGCGGCGCCGGGACGGAGCUGUGGCCGAGGAAGCUGGCGACGGCGAAGUUCUUGAUCGAGGACAUGAAGACGGUGAAGUCAGCGGUGGCGAAUGCGACUAUAAACGACGUUUUGUUCGGCGUGAUAGCAUCCGGGCUAUCAAGAUACUUGGACCAUCGAACUCCAAAUGCUCUGAAGGAAGGCCAACAAAUAACAGGGAUGGCCAUGGUUAACCUUAGACCACAAUCUGGAUUACAGGAAUUAUCAGACAUGAUGAAGAGCAAUUCAUCAGCAAAAUGGGGUAACAGAUUUGGGAUACUGGUAUUACCAGUAUUUUACCACAGCCACCAUAGCGAAGAAGGGUCGAGCUCGAAUCCGCUGGAUUUCGUGAAGAGAGCCAAGAAGAUGAUUGACAGGAAGAAGAAGUCUUUGGAAGCUCACUUCUCUUACAAGCUCUGCAACAUUGUCAUGUCCACAUUAGGUCCUAAGUUUGCAUGCAAGUGUAACUACGAUAUAAUCUGCAACACCUCGUUUACGAUCUCCAAUGUUCUUGGGCCCAAGGAGGAAAUCACCAUUGCUGGGAAUCCUGUCACCUUCCUAAGAGUCAAUACUUCAAGCAUUCCCCAUGCUUUGACAAUGCACAUGGUGAGCUAUGCAGGGAGAGCUGACAUGCAGAUUUUGGUGGCCAAAGAUGUUAUUCCGGACCCGGAAUUUCUGGCUAAGUGCUUCGAAGAUUCUUUGAUGGAGAUGAAGACUGCGGCUGAAAAGGCUGCUGCUGCUUCUUCCUGACUUGCUCGUAUCAACAAAAUCUAGUUCAAACAGAUUGAUACAUUACGCAAUACGAUUUUGAUUUUCAAAUUCAAGACUCGAUCUCUCGAUUCGAUCUGAUCGCUCGAAUCGAAAAAACUACCAGAUCAGAUGCGAUUUAAGGAGAAGCAAAGAACAGCACAGUACCUUUAUCACAGAAGGUAGAAACAACAACAGCCUCAGACUCAUAUGUACAUGUGGAUAUUUGGUUAGUGAUCAAAGAUGAAAUGCAAAUGAACUCCC
Messenger RNA from Linum tenue, 1881 nucleotides. Lineage: Eukaryota; Viridiplantae; Streptophyta; Magnoliopsida; Malpighiales; Linaceae. The record is from the annotation of a GenBank genome assembly.